AUGACGUGUCCCAAUGUUGACACAGAAUAUCCAGGACUUGCGUAUUUGUGCCCUUUGGACGAAAUAAUUGUGACACAAGCACGAGACGCCCUCCACGAUAUAAUCGGUGAUCGUGCGCGAAUCAGUUACACAAUUUUCAACAACAGAGGGCAGAAGAUAUUCAUCGCGGUCCGUAUUAAAGGUUGCAGAAAGUUUACAAUCAAGGUUUACAACAUUUACGGAAACGAAGUCAUAGAAGUAAGAAGACCUUUUGCUUUGUGUGUCAACAGGGUAUUAGUGUGGGCCCCUCCGGGGAAUUUCGUGGGCUCAGUAAAACAACUUUGCAACAAAUAUGCGGUUACAAAUGACAGUGGCGUGAAAGUUCUGAAUAUAAGAAUACAGAGACCACUAAAACUGAUCUACAAUAUCCGUUAUGUUUGUGGCGUUGAACCCAUAGGUGUGAUCAAACAACACUGGGAUCUUCCUCAAGUUGGUGGCGUUAAAAACUUCGGCGUAUCUUUUCCUGUACAGUUGAACGUUCAAGAUAAAGCAGUACUACUAGGUGCGUGCUUUCUGAUCGGUUGUUUGAAGUACUGA
Arctia plantaginis is the source of this 576-nucleotide messenger RNA. The record is from the annotation of a GenBank genome assembly. NCBI's taxonomy places the organism in Eukaryota, Metazoa, Arthropoda, Insecta, Lepidoptera, Erebidae.